Messenger RNA from Paramacrobiotus metropolitanus, 3481 nucleotides. RefSeq lists its product as uncharacterized. The transcript is spliced from 11 exons. Lineage: Eukaryota; Metazoa; Tardigrada; Eutardigrada; Parachela; Macrobiotidae. The record is from RefSeq and is a predicted model, not a curated record. Bases 306 to 3191 code for a protein of 961 amino acids. Gene Ontology annotation, cellular component: membrane. Gene Ontology annotation, molecular function: G protein-coupled receptor activity. Gene Ontology annotation, biological process: adenylate cyclase-activating G protein-coupled receptor signaling pathway; cell surface receptor signaling pathway.
CAGCGCGGUAACCACGACGAGAAGUUAACUGCAUCAAUACAUAUUCGCCAAUACUUAAGAUUGGGCAAAGUUAAAAAUUAUAGCAAUCCGAAUUACACGUAAUUUGCUUCCUGUGAAAUGAUAAGCUUAAUACUAUGACAUGGCUAUUCGGUUUACGAUGGAGAGAUGUUCGUCACUUCGGCUUCCUUUAUUUUGGACAUGUUGAUAUGACUUAUGAAUUUACUUUGAUCGUUGCCUUUAUCGUUUUCCCAAUUCAUCUUGAUGUUUUAGAGCAAGUUAACGCUUUCCGAUGAAAUCAUCCCACCAUGUUUGUUAAACAACUUCACGUUUCCUCGGCGUUUUUGUUAUGCGUUGCGCUUGCGCUCCAUUAUCCAGCUGUAUGCAGUGAAACCAGAGCGUCACCAGAACCCGUGCUAUCACACGAGUGCUUCAACAGGACGGAGCUGCUGGCUUCUUGUGACAUGGGAACCAAGGCCCAGCCGGACAACAGCAGUGCCGUCAUUGCAGCAUGCUCGCAGCAGCCCGAGACUACAUGGUACCGGCGCUACGACGGCGCUAACGGCCCUUUUCAUGAAUCUACUCGCUUUCAGUUCGAUUUAGUUGCAGAGAUCGGCAGCUUUAAUGAGAGCGUGAUCGCUGUUUCGCGUUGCACCCCUAAUCCAGACUGGAGUCCGACAGUGCGAUUUGAUGCGGCACUAACCACCGCCAAAAUUUAUCAGGAACCUGAUGACUCUGUGAUAAUUUCCUUUUGGUAUCGAAAAUCGUACGGGCCGUCCAAUAUUACCGAAUUUUAUGACAUUUUCUGCCAUGUUAAUUAUUAUAAUAUACAAGGGGAUAUAACGGAUAUAACUUCGAUUUGGUCGAAUACCUAUUCGAUUGCUCCCGAUGAAUGGCACUAUGUCGAGAGGAAAAUUUUGGAUAACGGCCUUAGCAACCCUCACUGGGAGCACCCCGACCUUGUGUCUCCGUUUAUUAGUUUUACCUUCAUUACACGGCACAGCGGUGGAUGCCGUCCCGAUCAGAUCGGCGCGAAAGCCAUAGCACUGGACGACAUCCAAAUUUUUGCAGCGCAUCAGUGCACAUCAACAGCACUUACGACUACUAUCGUGACUACAACGGCUGACACCGUGAAUUCGGUAACUUCUUCAGUGGAUCAUCAUACCGCCUCCUCGAAUAUUGUCACCGCUGCGGCAGACAUAUCGUCCUCAACCACAAUCGUUUCAGGAACUUCCGCUACACUCUCCCCUUUUUCUGUGGAACUGCAGAUGGUUACCAACAAGACCGCGUAUCCGGACAACUUGACGUACUAUACCCAGUCGCCACACAACGUUCUCAGUGUCAUUCAGAAUGCCGUGGGCAACAACCCGAUCCAGCUAACUUUCAGUGAUGUUCUGGUGAUUGCGAAUUUCUUUGAAGAGUUCGCCCUAACAGAUACACCACCCAAACUACCAGAAGGUGCACAGCAAGAUGCAGUGAACACACUGCUGCAGAUCGUUGGUCUGGUAGUCAACGCUGAAGAGUCUGGUAAAUUGGAUGCGCCAGUAACCAGCAGCGAAGGAUAUGGAGCGGCAGCAGCCAUCUAUCAAGCGCUGGAAAACAUGUUCCAUAAUUUACCUCCUAACGACGAACCAUACGUAUUCAAUCAUAAUUCUUCCGUUGCGUAUGUUUACGCUGUCUUGAUCAAUAGUUCCUCCCAGUUUGAACACUUCAACUUCACCACGAAACUGGAAAUUAAAGUAUUCGAUCCUGAGACGCGGAUAAUAGCUAUCGCGGAUGACAGCUCCGUAUCAGUGGCUGGCGUCGCGUUUAACACCGAAGCAUUGCGCGAAGCCUUUAUUGAAAUAAAACAAACUGCGCAUACAACACCAGUCAAGUUUGCCUUUUCUCUCUCGGCGGUGCUAUCUUUCAAAUUCGCAACGUUUAUUCCCACAAAUGAACUACGAGAAAGGUCAAGCCCGAUAGUUUUACUGGCAUCACUGGCUCAAGGAACAAGUCUCGAGAAACAAGAUAUGAUUACCCUUCGACACAAUGUGGAUAAAUUGUUCAGUUAUCCAUCUGGUGCAAGACGAUAUCACCGGUGCACCUACCUCAACUACACGUCCAAGCAAUGGUCUGAAGACGGUUGCCGAAUGACGACUAAACAUGUUAAAUGGAACAGCACAACCGUGGAAUGCACCUGCGAUCAUUUAACACCGUUCUCGCUACUGCUUACUUUGUGUGGCAGUUUAUCGAAAUCCUUUGUUCCAAAGGAUAAGCCACUCACUUUUGAUUUGGCCAUAGUGACCACAGCGACGACCAGUGUGGCGGCCGUGUGCUGCCUGCUGGCUCUUAUAAUCGUUGUGGGGAAGAUUUGGCGUGGUCGCGUGCUCUACAACGAGGUAACAUUUACCCGCAUGGGUUUGUGGAUGGCGCUAUUCGGCAUGUAUCUCUUCACCAUCUUCUCCCAGCUCAUGGUCCACGCUCCUCAGCUGUGCGGACAAAAGUUCUGCUUGGCCAGCGGAAUUUUGGUGCACUGGUUCACGCUGAUGAGCGUGGCGUGGACAGUGGUGCAAACUGUCGAUGUCAUGCAGAUUAUACUGGACCCGGUACAACGCUGGAAGAACAGGCACCGUGGAUUCAGAGUGACCACUUGGUUGGCUGCCACCUUCAUCCCGGGCAUGUUCCCCUUUCUGGCCUCUAUGCCACAUUUUUUUAGUGAUGAGACCAUAAUCAGUUCUCUGGGAGGCUACGGUUACGGAGAUCACGAAAAGUGGUGCUGGUUGAACGACGAACAGACGUGGAUUCCAUGGGUGACCUUUAUCGUACCUCUCACCGUCGCUGGUGUGCUGAAUGUAGCGGCCGUGGUGUUAUACAUUCGCGACGAGAUGGCAAAGAAGCGACGCCAGAAGCGGCUGGCAGUCUCCGCGGAUAUUAAGGUGGAUUCUGGUGAUCUGAUCAAGCACAAGGUGUAUGGAGUGAUCAUCAACACCAGUCUGAUGGGAUUGAUUUGGCUGAGCGUGUGGCUGGCGCUAUUCUCCUGCUUUUUCACGGACCCGACACCGCAGUAUGUCGUCGUGUUGCUGCUGACGGUAGCUUGCGGAUCCCAGGCAGUCUACGUUAUCGUCUUCCAAGGAAUUCUUGGGGAUAAGAGCUCUAAGAGCGCUAGCAGUAUUAACAUCAGCGGUCAGACGUAUGCCUCUUCUGAGCUUUAAUGCCGCGCGAGAUUGUACUUGUACACAGCAGAAUCGAUCUUCUUUGAUGUUGGGGCUUAUGACAUUUGGGACUGAACUAAGUGUUGCAAACAAACCUAGCAAGGAUACGAGAAUGAGCGCCUUAAAGUGACACAGCGGCUUCGCAAAGGAAUUAGCAGUACUACUGUUAACGUGUUUUAUUCCUGCGCACAAGCCACAAGGAUUGACCUUUAUAGAUGGUGUCUGCUGUCUUCACUGCUUAAAUAAAUCCAAUAGGUUAAGUUAUUAAAAUAGGCCAAUGUCAAAAGGAG